Molecule: messenger RNA, 6835 nt
Organism: Dicentrarchus labrax (European seabass)
Lineage: Eukaryota; Metazoa; Chordata; Actinopteri; Moronidae
Gene: sema3b
Product: sema domain, immunoglobulin domain (Ig), short basic domain, secreted, (semaphorin) 3B
Exons: 19
Coding region: 1074-3506 (810 amino acids)
Biological process (GO): axon guidance; negative regulation of axon extension involved in axon guidance; positive regulation of cell migration
Molecular function (GO): chemorepellent activity; semaphorin receptor binding
Source: RefSeq, a predicted model, not a curated record
GCCUGCUCUCCCUCUGAGCACUUCCACUCCGCUCAGCUCCUGUGAAAACUCUGUGUGUGUGAACUCCUCGCGUGUGUGUGUUAAGAAGAGUUUUAUGUGUGUGCAUUGGGUUGUGUGUUUUUCUAAGUGGAGCUGGAGUGCAGCCGUUCAUCAGUGGAGCUGACUGCAGACAGGGGAAUACUCAGAUCUCACUGCGCUGCUUUUUAACUCACACACCGGCUGCUUUUUGGACUCUUUUAAGACUCACUGGACUUUUUUUACACCAAGUGGGACUCUGCUGCUGCUCUCUUUCUGCCCUCCAGGCACCAUUCCCAUCACUGGAAUUACUCAAGACUUUUUUCACAGCUUUCUGAAAAUAUUUUUUACAGGAAUUUCUACCUGCCUCGUUCUUAAUUUUUAUUUAUCCCACACUUUAUGGACUUUCAAGAUUCAACAUCAGCUGUUUCCACCUGCCUCCAGAAUAACUUUUCUAUGUAUUCUCAUUGAAUUUAGACAUGCACAAGCCUGAGAAUGAGUGCAAGCACAUAACGAGAGCUCAGUGAGUGUGUGUAGGUGUGUAUACAGCACUCUCUAUACUGUGAGCAUAUAAUCAAGAGGGCUUAUCUCAUAUACAGACAUUUGUUUUGUUUUUUAUUGCAAUAGAAAGAUCAUGAGCAGUCAAACAGAAAAAAUCAGUACAGUAACUAUGGAAACAGUCAGUGCUGUCAGUGGCAUGUUGGGCUCAGGUGGACACUGAUCCCGACUCGGAAUGUUCUGAACUCUUUUGGAAUUUGGUUCCCCUGGAAACGGAUGGACAGGUCUCUAUGCCCAUGUGUGACGUUUUUGUGCCGUCUUGGAUGUGAGAGGUGAACUUGGUCGUCCUUCACGGGAGGAGCAGUGGAUCUGCCAAGACAACUCUUCAGAACCAAGGAGGACAUUAUAAAGAGUACACUGAUAAUUAAGAACUUGAAAGGAAGACUGGAAAAGUCUGAAGCUCUGCUAAAGCAAACAACAAGAGGGAAGAUCUGUGUUGGGUUUCCAAACCAGUCCAAAGAUUUUCUACAGCAACCUUUGAAAGGAAGAAGUUUUCCAAAAUGAUGACCAUGAUGAUGAUGAUGGCGGCCAUGAUGGUCACGUGCAGCUCUCUAUUCCUGCUGGGUCUGGCUGCCGCCCAUGCUUCCUCUGGCACCAUGACCCGCACUUCCUCUUCAUCUACAUCUUCCUCCUCUUCCUCCUCCUCAGCCUCCUCCUCACCACGCAUGAAGCUCUCAUACAAAGAGUUGCAGCAGUUCCAUGGAGUGCGGAGGUUCGAGCUGGAGCGGUCCUGCUGCUUCAGCGCCCUGCUGUUGGAUGAGGAGAGAGGCCGUCUCUUUGUGGGCGCCAAGAACUUCCUGCUGUCGCUAUCAUUAGACAACAUCGCCAAGCAGGAACACAAGAUCUACUGGCCCGCUCCCGUCGAUUGGAGGGAGGAGUGUAACUGGGCUGGCAAGGAUAUCACUUCUGACUGUGUGAACUAUGUGAAGAUCGUACACCACUAUAACCGGACACACCUGUAUGCCUGUGGAACUGGGGCCUUCCACCCUACAUGUGCCUUUGUAGAGGUGGGACACAGAAUGGAGGACCAUGUGUUCAGGAUUGACCCCUCUAAGGUGGAGGAUGGGAAAGGGAAGAGUCCGUAUGAUCCUCGUCACAAUGCUGCAUCUGUACUCGUCGGUGAUGAGCUAUAUGCAGGCGUGGCCACAGACUUAAUGGGACGAGACUUCACCAUCUUUAGAAGCCUGGGGAAACGUCCCUCUAUCCGCACCGAACAGCAUGACUCCCGCUGGCUCAAUGAACCAAAGUUUGUGGGUUCCUUUUGGGUCCCGGAAAGUGAAAACCCUGAUGAUGACAAAGUAUUUUUCUUCUUCCGCGAGACGGCGGUUGAGGCCCAGGGACUGGGAAAGUCCACUUACUCCCGCAUCGGACAACUCUGCAGGAAUGACAUGGGCGGUCAGAGAAGUCUGGUAAACAAGUGGACGACAUUCCUCAAGACCCGUCUGAUCUGCUCGGUACCAGGAGCCGACGGCAGCGACACGUACUUUGAUGAGCUGCGCGAUGUGUUCCUGCUGCAGACGAGGGACAGAAAGAACCCUCUGGUUUACACUGUCUUCUCUACUUCCAGCAGUGUAUUUAAAGGCUCAGCUGUGUGUCUCUACUCCAUGAAUGACAUCCGGAGGGCCUUCCUGGGGCCCUUUGCUCACAAAGAGGGGCCCAACUACCAGUGGGUCCCCUUCCAGGGAAAAGUCCCCUAUCCCCGCCCAGGAAUGUGUCCCAGCAAGACAUUCGGCAGUUUUGAGUCCACAAAGGGUUUCCCAGACGAUGUGAUCCAGUUUGCACGUCACCACCCUCUGAUGUAUAACCCGGUCUACCCUAUGAGCCGAAGGCCCGUUUUUGUCAGAACUAACGUGGACUACAGCUUCACACAGAUUGCCGUGGACAGAGUCAGCGCUGCCGAUGGACAGUAUGAUGUCAUGUUUAUUGGCACAGACAAAGGGACAGUACUAAAGGUGAUCAACGUCCCCAAGGAGAGCUGGAACAACAUGGAGGAACUUCUACUGGAAGAGCUGGAGGUCUUCAAAGAUGCUUCAUCUAUCAUCAACAUGCAGAUCUCCUCAAAACGGCAACAGCUGUAUCUGGGCUCAGACACAGGCAUUGCCCAGGUUCCCCUUCACCGCUGCAGCGUGUACGGGAAGGCCUGUGCCGAGUGCUGCCUGGCCAGAGACCCAUACUGCGCCUGGGAUGGAACAUCUUGUACCCGCUACUUGCCAAACACCAAGAGACGUUUCCGACGCCAGGAUGUAAGGAAUGGAGACCCCAACACCCUGUGCUCUGGAGACCACCAUAAGUACCGUGUUGCAGAGAGGAAGCUGUAUGGAGUUGAGGGAAGCAGCACUUUCUUGGAGUGUAUCCCCAAAUCCCUUCAGGCCAGAGUCACCUGGACCUUUCAGAAACAUCCACAGAACGCACGGGAAGAGGUGCGUCUAGAUGACCGCAUCCUCCAAACAGACAGAGGCCUUCUGAUUCGCCGUGUCUUGAAGAGAGAUAUAGGCAUCUACCAGUGCCACGCCAUGGAACACGGCUUCACCCAAACCUUACUAGGCAUCACCUUGGAAGUUGUACCUUCAACAUCUUCAUCAGGCUCCAAUCUACCCUCCGACGCCCCUGUCCGAGUAGACCCCCGCAGCGGAGGUGGGCCCUCAAUGACCAAUCAAAAGCUUUGGUACCGGGACUUCAUGCAGCUGGUGGACCACCCUAACCUGAGCACCGUCGACCAGAUUUGUGAGCAAGUUUGGGCACGCAAGAAUGCCGGUGGUGAACAAGUGGAUAAGAUCUUUCCUGCUCCAGGGAAGGAGGUCCCGCCUCUGGGCCCAGCUGUCCGCCCAGCUAACAAGAAGUGGAAGCAUCUUCAGGAGAUAAGGAAGGGGAGAAACCGCCGGACCCACGACGGGAAACCGAACCCCCGGGCACCUCGCAGUGCAGGGGAAUAACAACGUAGAGAAAGAAAGUGAGGGAGAUAAGAAUGACUGAUACAAGGAGAAAGGAGAAUAAUAGAGACUGAGAGACCAUGAACUCCUGGAGGUGUUCACACAUACAGAUACACCCACGCACAUAAAAACACAUGCAGACACACACACAGCACCUCCUCUAUUGUGUAUAUUUAUCUAUGGAUGCCCCCACUAUAUGGUACCCCAAUCCUUGAGUCCUUGUCCCACUGGCCAGCCCCCGCAUGUGCUGCCUUACUGCCCGAAUUGAUUCUGCACGAUCCCUUUACAUUGUUCCACUAGCGUAGUCGAGUGUACAAGUAGGUAUGUGGGAGUGAAUCUCUGUGCACAAUAAACUUACACUCACCUGUCAUUCCGUUUUCCACUGGGUGUGUAUGGAAGGUGGGUUCACAGCACAGGAUUACCACAGUUUCCUUAAGUUUGCUCACUACAUGCCAGCUACACAUGUUAUAUGUGGAUAGUGGCUCACAUAAUGAACACCCACUCUCUGGACUACACCACUCAGAACAAAAACAGCCCCAAAGUCUUGGAUGAACUCUUCUAAUGGCUUUUCUUACCUGUAAAUUUCCUAACAGUGUUGAGAAAAUGGUGGACUAUAGUGCUGCGCAUAAUGGGGAGGAAUGGCGAAACGUGUCAACUGGAAUAUACUGGAAAGUAAUGGUCUCUAACUGGAAACACAUUUAACUAUUUAUGUGCAGUCGCACAAGCAUGCAGACAAACACUUUUUUAAACAUUAUUUCUACAUAAACAGAUGAAUUGCUGUGGUACUCUUGUUGCACAUAUUUCCAGUAACCUCACUUUUCACAUGGUUUUGUGUGCGCAUUACAUAAUGCACUCACAGAAAAGGUAGAGAUGCCAGCAGCGUGGGGCAGCCUGUGGAACAAAUCAGCAUGUUGCAGAACUGGUUAUAUUAUAUAGUAGGUUUCUUAGCGGUUUCCUUAGGCACAUUGAGGCAUGUUGCAGAAAAAUAAAUCACACAAUACAAUGCAGUCAUGGUUAGAGAGAAGUUGUAUCUGGCCAGAUAAUAUAAUUAUAUUGAGUUACUGGUCCAAACCACUAUAGAACGAGGGGUGGAAAAACUACUGGCAUUCCAUGAUGUGAGAGAAAGAUGAGAUGUUUACAGUACACAGGCAAAGCUGGAGCACACAGAAGUCAUACUCUAAAACAAAUACAAGCCCAAAUAAGACAUGCAUUACAUCUAAACAAGUUUUAGUUGUUUUAUGUGGCAUCUUUAAAACACAGAAAUAUUACAAUUGGAUUAUAUUAUAAUUGGAAGUGCUUAUAGCAAAAUAGUUUUGACAUGAUCCAAAACCUCACUGACAAUAAGGAGAAGUUAUGAGCGCGGUGGUUUGGGUGGGAAGCGUUAAUACGAUGAGGAGGAAAAGGAAAGAUCUUAGUGGACUCAAGUAUGACAACCCAUGUUUCUGGGCUACAGUACAGUAUAUAUAUAUUAGCAUGAUAUUUAUGAGUUUUAUGAUUUUUUUGUAUUCUAAGCGGUACUUCUACUCCUUGCUCUUUUACACUGUUCUUGCAUAUGUUGUUUGUGAUAAAUAGAUAUAUGCAAAUAAUGAGAUGAGUGAGUUGCCGAUUCCUCACUCAGCACGGCAAAAUGCACAGAGAGCUGUUCUUCUGCGCUACCCACAAUGCAUUUCAGUGUCCGCAAAAAACAAAAACAAACAAACAAAAAAAAUGUUUGACUUCUGACUUCCCGUCUGACUUUACACACUGUUGGAAUCACUUCUCAACGUAGUGUUGUAGUCAUUACUAUCAUUGACUUUUGCUGCUUAACGAUGUCAUCUCUUCCUAAUGGACAAUUAGUACUAUAAGGUCUUCCUUCUCUCUGUCUUUAGUCUGAUCUCUCUCUGUGUAUUAUCUGUAAAGAAACAUUGUUUGUUGUCUGUGUUAACAUGGUGUGUGUAGCCUGCCCCCUAGUGUCUAUUGUGUGUACAGGCUCGGAUGAGGAGCCUACCUGUCGUGCGAUCCUUCAUUAUAUCAUAGUCUAUCCACAUGAAAGAAAGCAACUGGCCUUGUAAGAUAAAACAUGCAUUUAUGUUUUGCAUUCAUGAAAAUCUUUUUAUGAUGAUUAUAUGGUCUAAUUUGUGUUGCUGCCAAACAUUUCUCAGAAGUAUCAUGAUUUUAAAGAUUUUCAGUAUAUUGAAAUUGGCUUGAAUUUGGCUUUGGUGUGUUCAUUUAUUCACACCGGUCCUGAUGACAGGAGGCAACACAAACUAGGUCUGUGAGUGGAUUUUAGAUGUAUGGAAUCAUUGUCGUUGUUAUUUAUAUACCUUCUUUCUAGAGAUGUAAUUAACUCUUUAAACUGAACUGAACUGACUGACUGACUCCUGUAAAAGGGACACUCUGCAUUUUGACACCACAUCUAUCAUCUUACAGUGAAAAGAUAACGUUUAAAUGUAGGAAGAUGCUGCAUGGCUACACAUGAGCUCACUGCAUUUAAAACACAGAACUAAUUGAGGUGAUUCAUUAAACUGAGAUUAAAUGUGGUACUUGUGUACUUCCUUUUCUUUAAUGAGAGAUAACAUUGGUAGUGACGUCAAACUUGCCUGAGUCUCCCUUUUAAGCCAGCUGUUGUUUUGUGCUCUUUUGAAAUUGCAUGACCAAUGUUAGUGGCUAACGCGUUUGACAAUGGUGCAGUGGCGAGAAAGAGCAAGAGAAAGAAAGCACAAUGUUGAAUAUUAUUAUUAUUAUUAUUAUUCCUAUGUAUUUAUGUGCAAAGAUAAGCUGAUAUGUUGUGGUGGAUUUUUAUUUUUCUUAUAAAUGUAGAUUUACAUCUGUAUUGUUCAUGUUCUGCUGAAAAAGGACUCAUCCUCAACAUUUUUUUUGGACAUUACAGCCAAUGGGAAAGUUCCUUCUGAACACAGUGUCCAAUUAGAGUCUUUGUUGCUCACACAGCCCUCCAAUCAACACCCCUGUUGUAUCCUAUGCUAUGUGACGCACCCCUGUACGAUAGCUCACAAGGAGAGGCUUGUGUGUGUGUGUGUGUGUGUGUGUGUGUGUGUGUGUGUGUGUGUUUGUGUGAGCGAGAGAAAUGUGUGCUUGUGAUUUAUGUGUGUGAGUUUUAGGGGAAAGCAGAGCUCUGUAUAUAAUGGCAAAGGAACAGCGGUGUGUGUGUGUGUGUGUGUGUGUGUGUGUGUGUGUGUGUGUGUGUGUGUGUGUGUAGAGCGGUCUGUAGGUGAAAGUUCAAAGGUCGAAGGCCAAAGUUAAUUUGGUGCACUGUAAUACUCCCAGAGGUCUUUGUGAAAUGUCAUGUCAGAUUGUUUUUGAUUAACACAAUAAAAAUAUGCAGUUACUUAAAA